This is a messenger RNA of Plasmodium cynomolgi strain B, 1578 nucleotides long. RefSeq lists its product as hypothetical. The record is from RefSeq and is a predicted model, not a curated record. Lineage: Eukaryota; Apicomplexa; Aconoidasida; Haemosporida; Plasmodiidae. The coding region runs from base 1 to 1578 and encodes 525 amino acids. The transcript is spliced from 2 exons.
AUGAAUAAAUCAAACAGCUCGAAGAGCAAUUCUUCCACUGCUAAAGCGGUUAAGAAAAAAUCGUCCAGAGAUACAAUCGUCACGGAAGGAGGUAUUACCCUUGACAAGCAGGAAACCGUUGUCAGUACUGCUAGCAACAGUCUGGAGAGGGACGCAUCCCGUGAUGCUGGUUAUGGAAAUUCAGUUAAGUUCCUUUUGGAAGAUGGACAAACCUACGGGACCACCUCAAGUCCAGAUAACGUAACGAGCUCGAAAAAUUACGCUUACUCUUGCGACAACUCUUUUGUGAAUGCUUCAUCUGGGGAUAACUUUUCUUACGCUGCUAAUAGGAGCGCAAAUGGUCAGCAGAGCCCGUUCCCGUUUCAUGCAAAAUUGAAUAGCCAGAGCAAUUGCGGAAGCGGCAACUUUGGUGGAAGCGGAAGCUAUGUUGGAAGUCGCACCUAUGGAGAAAGCGGCAACUUUGGAGGAAGUGGCAACUUUGGGGAAAGCGGCAACUUUGGAGGAAUCGGCAACUAUGGUGGCAGCGGCAACUUUGGAGGAAGCGGCAACUUUGGAGGAAGCGGCAACUUUGGAGGAAGCGGCUACUAUGGUGGCAGCGGCUACUAUGGUGGCAGCGGCAACUUUGGUGGCAGCGGCAACAGUAGGAUCACCUACAACACAGGGAAUAGCAGCACAAAUUUAGAAAAUUACGACUACCUAGAUGUUGACACGGCUGCUCACAACCAUCAGAACGAGAACAAUUUCCCACCGCAGGAUAAUUAUUCUGGAACGAACAGGCAGUUGUACUCUGCAUCUAGCACCUUAUAUCCCAUGGACCCAAGACAUGCUAACAUGAGUCAAAAUAUUUCAUAUCCAGACCAAUAUAGCUAUAGCAGCUAUUCGAGCAGAAGUCCUCAUCUGAGCAGAAGGAGAUCUUAUUUCCCCUUGGACGGCUACGAAAAUGAGUAUUAUGCCUACCCCCAUGGAGCUAAUUUUAGAGACCUCCCCCCACAUCUGUACUACUUGGCGAAGGAGGAAGAUGAAAAAAAAUGUUGUUUAAAAAAAGGAAUGAAUUGUUCACUACCUGGCUGCAACUCACACAUGGAUAAUUCUUAUGAGUUCCUAAUUCAUUCACCAAAAAUGCCAAUCACCAUUAAAGCUCCAAAUAAAAAAAGGUUCGAUAUGUUCAAAAAGAUAACCCUAACUGUAGGUACCUACUUGGACGAUGUUGUAAAUGUAGUGAUAGGUAUGGUAGAGUCCUCCUACAAAUGCGUGUCGCGGAACAAUAACACUAACUUGUAUGAUUUGUACCCAUUUUAUAAUCCAGAUCCUUUUUACUCUAGAAAUGAAAGGCCAACAUUAAAAACGGGAAGCACUUUGUUGGAUAAAAUAAAUUCUGCGCUAGACGGCACGACGCUUGAAAAGCAUAAAACGUUACCGAGAGAUUUUGGAAGAGUUAGCAUUCCGAAGACGCAGAAGACAGGGAGCAAGUUCGUUGACGGGAUGAAUAACAUGCUGGACAAUUUGUUGAAUGAGCCUUUGUCUUACCAAAAGUAUGACUACUUCAGUGAUCGGUGUGAGAACGGGCCACAGCGGUAG